UUCCUGCACAAACUUCAUUCCACUCCACAGAGGGAGAACAUAUGUUGGAGACUUAACAAAGAGAGAACAGAGAGAGUAGACGAACAAAGCUCUCAGAUUGGACUUAUUUUUUGUUCUUGGAUUACUUCUCUCAAGUCAGGGUCUUAAUGCAAUUGUGUCUUCGAGUGUAUGAAUGUAAAAGUUUGUGUGUGAAGUGUAAAUGUGAUUGUAACUGUUUCUAGACAUGGAUACAUCCUUUGCUGUGAGCUCUCUUCUCCUUACCCUUCUACUCUCUCUUCAUCUACACUGCCACCUCCUCGUUUGGGCCGCAAUGGACUCCUGCUAUGAUGAGGAGGGUGCCCCAAGCCGUUGCAUGCCCAAGUUUGAGAACGUUGCCUUCAAUCGUUCUGUGGUGACAUCAAAUGUGUGUGGUUCCCCACCUGAAGACUACUGCAUGCAGACUGGCUCAACGCGCUCGUGCCACUACUGUGACUCGUCUGACCCAAACCUGAGCCACAAUGCCAGCCUCCUGACAGACUUCCACAGGAAUGAGGAGCCCACGUGGUGGCAGAGCCAGUCCAUGUACUAUGGUAUCCAGCACCCCAGUUCUGUCAACCUCACCCUCCACCUGGGGAAGGCUUUUGAGAUAACCUAUAUACGAUUGAAAUUCUACACCAGUCGGCCGGAGAGCUUCGCCAUCUACAAGCGCACAGAGGAGGAUGGGUCCUGGUUGCCUUACCAGUAUUACAGCGCCUCUUGUUGGAAGACCUAUGGGAAGGAUGUUAAGGCCUACAUUCGCCCAGGAGAUGAUGAGAGAACUGCUUUAUGUACAGAUGAGUUCAGUGAUAUCUCUCCCCUCACUGGAGGAAAUGUGGCUUUCUCCACCCUGGAGGGACGGCCCAGUGCAUACAACUUUGACCAAAGUGUGGUGCUGCAGGAAUGGGUGACAGCCACUGACCUACUCAUCUCCUUGGAUAGGCUUAACACCUUUGGAGACGAGUUCUUCAAGGAUGCUAAAGUGUUGCGCUCGUACUUCUAUGCCAUCUCUGAUUUCUCUGUGGGUGGCAGAUGUAAGUGUAACGGUCACGCCAGCGAGUGCGCUGAGGGGGAACAUGGUGGCCUGGUCUGUUCCUGUCAACAUCACACAGUGGGAGAUGACUGCCAGAGAUGUCACCCCUUUUACCAGGAUAGACCCUGGGCCAGGGCCACUGGGGACUCCGCCAACGAGUGUUUGAAGUGUAACUGCAGUGGGAGGUCAGGCGAUUGCGUGUUUGACAUGGAGCAGUACCGGAGCACUGGCAGUGGGGGGCGCUGUGUGAGCUGCAGAGACAACACUGAUGGGCCCCAUUGUGAACGCUGCAGAGAGAACCACUACAGGAAAUCUGCUGAAGAGCCCUGCCUCCCCUGCAACUGCAAUAUUAAUGGUUCAGUGAGCCUGCAGUGUGAUGUAGAAGGAAGGUGUGCAUGUCGAGGUGGCGUGACAGGGGAAAAGUGUGACACAUGUCGGGCUGACUUUCACUCGCUUGGCCCUGGUGGCUGCAGGCCGUGUGAGUGUGACCCCAGCGGGAGUGUGGACGACUGCUCUCCUCUGGAUGGACAUUGUUACUGUAAGCCAAAAGUGGAGGGAUACAGCUGUGACAGAUGCAAGCCAGGGUUUUUCAACCUACAAGAAGUAAACCCAACAGGCUGUCAACCGUGUUUCUGCUUUGGCCACUCACUGGCCUGCUCCUCGUCCAAUUACUAUGCUGCUAUCAACAUCACUUCUGACUUCACUGAAGAUCAGGAUGGCUGGAUUGGAGAGUUCUUUGGAGGGCAAGAGUACCCCCUGCUCUGGAAGGAAGGUGAAGUCUACUUGCUUCCUCUUACCGAGGAAGACAUCGGCUUCUACAAAGCCCCUGAGAAAUUCUUGGGUCACCAAGUCUACAGCUACGGCCAGCUCCUCUCCAUCACCUUCACCUCUGAGACCGCCGAGCUGCUCCCCGACCACGUCACUGUGCUCCUCCAAGGCUCUGGAAUCACCCUGUCUGCUGACCUUUCACCCCAACCAGUGCUUGACCAUGACUCUGGCCUCACUCCGCGGUACUCCUUCAUUGUCAGGCUUCAUGAAAAUGAGAUGAGAUUUAAACCUCCAUUGUCUGCCUUUGAGUUCCAACGUCUCCUGUACAACCUGACAGCUUUCAGAAUCAGCAACGCUGGAGGACACAACUACACAUCGCAGCUCGCAGGGGUAACCCUGACCUCAGCUUUCAUCUCCUCUGGUCCAGCCAGCCCUCCUGCCCCCUGGGUGGAAUCUUGUUCCUGUCCCCUGGGUUUUGCAGGCCAGUUCUGUGAGCGGUGCGCCCCGGGAUUCACCUGGGAAGACCCUGGCAGAGGGCCUUUCUCAACAUGUGUGCCGUGCAACUGCCACCAGCAUGGAACCUGUCACCCAGAGACAGGUGUGUGUGAGUGCUCAGACUUCACCACUGGGAUGACCUGUGAGCGCUGCCUGGAUGGUUACUAUGGAAAUGCUUUGAUUGGCACGCCUGGUGAUUGUCAGCCUUGCCCUUGCCCGGACCGUACCAGCUGUGCCCAAAUUGCAGAGACAGGACAGGUGGUCUGUACCAACUGCCCUACAGCACAGACAGGGAUGCGCUGUCAGAUGUGUGAAGAUGGUCACUAUGGUGACCCCUUGGGACAAUCCGGGGCAGCUCGACUGUGUGUGAGAUGCGACUGCAAUGGCAACGUGGACUUCAACGCGGUGGGAAUAUGUGACCACAUCACUGGGCGAUGUCUGAAAUGCCUGGGACACACAGAGGGCGACCACUGCCAACGCUGCCAGCGGGGUUUCUACGGUGAUGCCCUGAACCAGACAGCUGGCCAGAAGUGCAAGUCGUGCAGCUGCAAUCCUGCUGGAACCUCUGGGCAUGUAAAUGAAUGCCACCCUCAGACAGGAAAUUGUCAGUGCCUCACUCAUGUGACUGGACGGGAUUGCAGUUUUUGUGAAGUUGGCUUCUUCAACCUCCAACCAGGUGUAGGAUGUGAGAGGUGCAAGUGUAAUCCAAUUGGCUCGUCGUCCAUUGCGUGUCAUCCAAUCACAGAGCAGUGUGUGUGUCGUGCAGGAGUGGAGGGGAGACUGUGUGAUUCUUGCCGUCUGGGCUUCUUUGGAUUCUCGUCACGAGGUUGCAGAGCCUGUAACUGUGACCCAAUGGGCUCCAUUUCCAUGCAGUGUCACAGUAAUGGUACCUGCCACUGUCGCCAGGGCUUCGUGGGUUAUAAGUGUGACAAAUGUGAGUUGAACUAUUUCCACAACAGAGCCACACACCAGUGUGAGGAAUGCCCAGUUUGCUAUGGCCUUGUCAAGAAACAGGCAGAAAAGCUAAGGACUCGCCUGCAGGAUUUGGAGAAGCUCUUGGCUCACUUUGAUUGCCGAGGUAGAUUUGGGAAGCAGCACCACCUGCUGAAGUAUCACAUGGCCAGGCUUUAUGAGCAUGAGCACCAGAGGGAGGAUACUCUACCCAAUGCUCUGGAGGAUUUUCUGGCCUUCCAAGAAGCACGGGAGGCCUUCAUAAAACAAUUUUCCUUGCUGGAAGCUUCUACAGGCACACUCUUAGCCCAGCUGCAUGGCAUUACAUCUACUUUGAACUGCAGCAUCAGCAUGACAGGGGAAGAGAGGAAGGAGAGGAGGAAGGAUGAAGGGAGCAGGGGUGUGUGUCAAACCUUCACAGAGACUAUUUUCAUGAUCAGAGCAUCUCAGAAACAGCUAAAGCAGGCAACACUGGACCUGGACAACAUGAUCAUUCCUUUUGAGGUGGUGUCAGGACCUAACAAAUGGAAUAUUAUGGUCAAUGACUCACAGGUCCUAAUGAAAAGUCACAGAGAAAUGGCAGACCACGUUGAGGCCGUAGCCAGCAGGGCGGUAAGAACCUCAAAGCAGACCUUCGGUUUCCUGAUGGAUCUACUGCAGGACAACUCCACAGAGGAGUACAUCAGGAACCUAACGGAGCAAAUAACACAAAUGCAGCAGCAGAAGGAAAACCUGACAGUGCAGGUCAAUGAUACUGUAGCCAAACAGCUGGCCCUAGAGGAGGAAGCUGCUGGUUUAAAGCUUGCCCUGGGUAACAUCACAUCAUCCUUACAUCAGCUGGCUCUGACAGAUGCCAGCCCAUCACCAGAGCCUGACCAAACACAGCUCAACCAAACACAUCCAACCAACCACACAACAGAGUGGGGCAAGGACCUGCUAAAACAGACAGAAAAGCUGGACCGGCAAAUUCAGACAAAAGACAAUCUCAUCAGUAAGCUCAGAGAGGAGAUGGAGCCUCUAAAACAGACUGCCAAUAAGAAACUGGAAAUGGUGGAUGACAUCAAUGAGCUCCAAGCUCGUGUUCAUGGGGCAAAGGUCAUAGCUUUGUCGUCCGUGGUGACAGGGAAAGAGGUGGAAUCAGACGCCAUCGCCCUGCACAGAGAACUAGAAAACAUGGUGAGGGAGUGGCCCCGUCAGCAGGCCCAGACCCAGGCUGCAGUGAAGAAGGAGAGACCCCUUGAGGUAAAGGUUCUAGCUGAUGUCAGGAAAAGGGUCUCACAGAUUGAGAAGAUGCUAAAUCCAGCUCUGGAAAACUCCAGCCUCUCAAGCAACACCACAAAGGAGGCGGAACAAACAGCACAUGCUGUGGCAAAGGAAUCCAAAGCCAUUCUGACCCAGGCCAAGCAUACCAGGACUGCAUCUGCUCACCUUAGCUCCCAUAUAGACUCUGCUUUACAACAGCUGGCUGAUCAGGAGAUGCUAACUGACACAGCAAACUCCCAGAUCACCUCAGAGCCGGAGGUCUCCCUGACCAGCAUAAGGGAAGACAUGGAAGCAGCCAAGCUCCAGUUAAAGGCCUAUUCUGUUACACUAACUGAGCUAAUCAGCAAGAUUGAUGGGAACGUGCCGCUGGAAAGCUUUGACCGAAUCUUGAAUGAGACAGCGCGCCGUCUGAGCAUGCUUCGCGGGAGUGUUGAGAGCCCAACGCUGGGCUCAAAGAUCCAGAAGCUGCAUUCGGCUGCUAAGGAACAAGAGAGCCGGAUGUCCCUCAUUGAACAGGACUUACAGGAGAUCAGGGAGGAGAGAGACAGUCUCAGGGACAUUGCCUUAAACCUGCCCAAGUCCUGUCCCCAGGCCACAGGAACAGGCAAAGGAUAGAUAAUAUAGAUGACUGGGAUUAGGUCAUUGAUUAGGCAGCUGAAGUCAGCAAAGUCUGGGAGUUUGUUAAUAACAGGGGCUAUGGUCAUUUUUUAUUCUGCUUCAAAAAAAUCAGUAAUAUCCUUUCAUAUUCUUCCCUCUUUCCACCUUUUGCCCCAAGGUACAAUUUAUUUUACCACCUCAAUACACUGACACGCAUUUCCACCAAAAGCCACAGACUUAUCCACUGUCUCCCAUGAUUUAUACCUAAUCUUUUUUUCUCCCACUCUCGUUUUUACCAACAACAUUAGAACUUUAAUUUCACCAUGAAUAAUAACCAGCCGUUCUGAACUGCUGGAGUGCACUGUCAAGUUUAAAAUAAUGCUGAUUUUCCUUUGUGGGGGUAAAAGGUGUGUCUGAGUACUCCUCCAGACUGACAAAUUCAUUUACACUUGAGCUCUUUUUCAUCAGCAUCUCUUAAUUAACAAUUAGUCCUCUUGGCCUCGGUGGGGUUCAGGUCAGGCUUCAACAACACACAACCUGUGUUCGGGAUUCUUACAUUGCCUACCUCUCUGUUUUUGUGGUUUCUCAUUUUUCUUUCUCUCUGUGUCUCAAAUGGUCAAACAUCCCUUGUCUUUGGGUCAUGGUUGGUCACACUGUCUGGCUACUGGUGACCAAAAUGUAAAAGCUAAUGAUCUUUGUAUUACAAAUACUGUAUUGAUAAGACUCAUGAAGUGAUAGUAUACCAAAAUUAUGUAUGAGGCACAUUUUUCUGUUUUUAUCAAUGCUGAAUAACUGAUCAGGGAUCAGACUUAGACAAAUGGUCUCAUCCAUAUGUCCCAGUUACACAUCUACAUCUACUUAUAGUAAGAGUACGUAAGGCCUUCACAUAGAAACCAUUACAUUAUAAAGUAUACUUGAAAGGGACAUUUUUCAGACUAAAAUAUCUCUUAAUUUUUAGUGGAUACUAUUGUACUGUGCAAUGCGCAAUGAUAUAAAGCUUAAAUUUGUAGAUGGUGGUUCAAGGAACUCUAUGAAAACAAAAACAAAAAAUAAAACAAGCAUUCAAUCCUU
Molecule: messenger RNA, 6193 nt
Organism: Siniperca chuatsi (mandarin fish)
Lineage: Eukaryota; Metazoa; Chordata; Actinopteri; Centrarchiformes; Sinipercidae
Gene: lamc3
Product: laminin, gamma 3
Exons: 28
Coding region: 224-5140 (1638 amino acids)
Source: RefSeq, a predicted model, not a curated record